GGGCACUUCUAUGGGUCAAUCCGGCAGAAUCCCUAGCGGAGCAACACAAUGGCAGGACAUCCCAGGCCAACUGGGAGGAUUGUGAUCUUACUAAACUCGGUCGUGUUCACCACCGGAUGGUCCUUGUGUGCCCGCCGCCGCCGCCUUUCUCUCCUCACGCUUUUCCUUUUCUCCUCCUCACCAAACUCUCCGGCCAACGAUCCAGAACCCCAAUCCGCUUCUGCUUGUCAGCAAGGGAGUCGGCCGUCCAAAGCUAACUCAACUAAACAGCGCGCAAGUUACUUUGCAUUCAAGAAUAGCAGUGCGUUCAAUCUAAUUCGAUUCACCCAAUUGAUUGUUCCCCAGAGUGUCUCCAAGCAUACAGUAAGAACGUCACAGGCAAACGGUGUCUCUUUCUCCUCCCCGGAAAUUCCCAUUGACAUGAGCGGGCGGAGGUGCUCGGGACGAAUUACAUCGCAGUUCGUCAAAACUUAGCCACUGUCCCAAGACGGGGAGAUCGGUAACUAGCUCAAGUAGUCUGGAG
Molecule: messenger RNA, 523 nt
Organism: Aspergillus vadensis CBS 113365
Lineage: Eukaryota; Fungi; Ascomycota; Eurotiomycetes; Eurotiales; Aspergillaceae
Exons: 1
Coding region: 49-474 (141 amino acids)
Source: RefSeq, a predicted model, not a curated record